AUGUUCGACUCUCAGGCUCUGGCAUUACAUAGCCGUUUCGAGAGCUUUGGGAGAGAGCCCAAGGUUGUUCUUGUCACAGGCGUCAAUCCAAAAAUAGUUUCUGGCACCUACAUAGAAAGCAAUCAUCCUAAACCAAAAUCAUUGACUCAUAAUGUCACGACAAAGAGACCUCUCGCAGCAAUCAAAAUCCUCCCAAACGAUAUCCAAACCGAAAUCAUUUCACGGGCUGCUAAGAUCUCAAUAAAAGGCCUACGCAACGUCAAGCUAUCAAACACUACUCUAUCCGAAGCUGCCGCAGAUCCUCAGGUCUACAAGAACAUCAAUCUCUACAUCCUAACAGUCUAUCCUCUCAUACCACUUCGCAGCUACAAAGAACUUAUGGAACGCUGCCGUGCCGCCGGAAACUUGCAGGCUCACUACAUACAUGGGAUACAAAAAUAUUUCCAUAACAACGACAUCGGUGAGAACAAGAGCUCGAAAAACGAUGCUGGAUUCACUGGGAUGGAGAGACAACAUCAAACACGGCGACACUUACUGGAAAACAUCAAAAAAUCACUCCAUGGAGUAAGAGUCACAACCCUAGACGCCACUAUGAACACCUACACAGAAGCAAGAGAACAUAUCACAUGUCACCGAGACGAGAUGCACCUUCGCUGUGAGAGUUGCUAUUAUUACAAGCAGAUCUACAAAUAUACUUUUACUGUUUAG
This is a messenger RNA of Eruca vesicaria subsp. sativa (arugula), 708 nucleotides long. NCBI's taxonomy places the organism in Eukaryota, Viridiplantae, Streptophyta, Magnoliopsida, Brassicales, Brassicaceae. The record is from the annotation of a GenBank genome assembly.